Molecule: messenger RNA, 807 nt
Organism: Paraglomus brasilianum
Lineage: Eukaryota; Fungi; Glomeromycota; Glomeromycetes; Paraglomerales; Paraglomeraceae
Source: the annotation of a GenBank genome assembly
AUGUCAUCCAAACUGUUUGAUGAACAAACUCACUUGUUUAUUACGGAAAAAAAUAUUCUCUCCGACGAAAUACAGUACCUUCUUCACAACCCUCCACUGAGGCUGGCACUUCCGCUUCAGGAGCUCAUAGACCCAACGCGGCGCUCACGUCGACAGAGAAACUCUAAUCGCAUACCACGAUCCAAUAACGAAUGGAUCAUGUAUAGAAGGAACCUAGAUGCAGCCAAGAAAUUGGAAGAAGAAGCGCCGAUAAAACAGGAGGAAGAGGAAGAAGCAGCAUCGUCUAUAACUAAACCGAACAACAAAGCCGUGCGGCGCUCCCGUCGUACAAGGGAUACGUUAAAGAUUUAUUCAAAAGAAGCAAAGACACGCUGGGAGAACGAAGAGCCGCGUGUUAAGCAGUUCUUCAAGAUACUUGCCGAAUUGGCGAGAAUAGUACAUCGGAAGAAGUAUCCCAAUUAUAAAUACGAGCCUCGGGAGAAGAAGACGAAGAAGCAAAACAAAUGCAAAAGCGAAGGGGGCGGGGGAUUUAUUUUCUUUGAUGGGUUUAGAGAGUGGCAAGAGAACGAUGAUGUGAAGAAUGAUAAUAAGGAGGAGGACGUAAAAGUGGAAGUGGAAAGCCCCACUUGCGAAAUGGGUGAAGACGUAAAGGUGGAGGUGGAAUUGCCCCCAGAAGGAUUGGUCUAUUUUGACGAACCAAAUUACAUAGAAAUGGAUCCAGUAUAUUUACUUCCGUACGAUAAUUAUGGCUACGUCAACAAUUUGUGGUUCGAUGGCAGUAGUAGACAAUUUGAACCGAGUUAUUAG